AGGCAACAUUUAAACAGAUGCAUUUAAAAGCUGUUAAAAAAUAAAGAAUCUACACAAUAUAGACACAACCUAAACAUAUUCCAUGACAGCCAGAUAUAUGCCAAAUUAGUUUAUUUAAAAAUUGAUUCUGUUCAAAGUUUUAAACAGAAGAUUCUAUAUCAUGUUUUAUGAAAGUGUGAAAUACUGUUUACAGGUUAAACAUUAGAAAUGUUUAUCAGUGUUUGAAAUGGGCCUGAGCUGAUUAAUACAUCAGUGCAGAGUGAAGUAAUUUAGCCCUACAUUAUGGAGCGCUCAGAAUUUGACACAUUUUAUUAUUGAAGAUUGUGUCUUAGCAUUGCUUAAAUAAAUGUUUUUUUUUUAAUUAUUUAAAUAUAUUUAAUGUAAAUAUAGGCCUACUAUAAUAAGUUUUGAUAUACAUUCCUGUCUACUCUGAUGUUUUAAUCACGCUAUGGUCAUUAAAAUGUGCUGCGAAAGCAUAGAAAAGGCACAGAAAAUAAUUUAAAUUUAUAGGUUAACACUAUUUGUAAUCUACAUGUGUAUACAUAUUUUACCCUUGUUUUCUUUUUUUCCAGAGGGAAUUAUAAAAUAAGCUAAAGACUUUCAUGUUUACUACAACUUAAUUAUUAAUCAUGUACCAGUGUUUUAUAGCAAAUGUAACCAAAAAAUGUCCCACAUUAUAUGUCCCAGGUUAUCAUUUUUUGCAUUGUCAGCGAUACCAGACGCACAUUCACACACACAAUGGAAACAUGAACAGCUAGACGUGCUAAUGAAACGUAAAAUACUACUGCUUUUACUGCUGUUGAUGUUUGGUGCAGCCAUCUUGCGUUCUGAACUUGUGGGUUUAUUCCAGUUGAAAUGUUCUACUUAGAACUUGGAAAUUUCCAGUUCUGAUUUCCUACUUCAGAUGGAAUGCAGUAUAAGGAUUCACAUUAGAGCUCGACCCAACCUGCCCCAUACACUGUCAUUUUGAGCCAAAGCCCGAAUUAAACCUGACCUUUUUUGACCAACCCACUCGUUAGGACUCCCCCUAUCACUAGUAAUGCCCCAACACACCAGGAGGAUGAAGUCUAGCACACUCUUUCUCCGAUACAUGUGAAGUCAGCCACCGCUUCUUUUCGAGCUGCUGCUGAUGCAGCAUUGCCAAGCAGCCAGCACAUUUGGAGGAAAGCGCAGCGGCAGCCCGAGGAACCUGAGGAAAGUGGUGGGAAAUCUCGAGCCAGGUGUGGGAAAGGGCAAUGGCAGUGAUCUGAAGGUGCGGAUCAUAGUGAAAAGAGAGCAGGUGUUCCAGUGUGUCUGUGCCACGCAGACGAACUGUAGGCUGUUCCCAGAUACUGAAAACAAUGCCGUGGUGAUCAGCUUUCAGGAAGGGCCAGUGGUUUGUGGUGAUGUUAAGGUCAUGUUUGAAUCCAGGGCUGGUCUUCCAAAGGGGUAUGAGGACUAUCCUUUCUAUUUCUGGUUCAACACUUCAUUUGUGGAGAACAACAGGCUCUAUCUGUCAAGGGAGGAACUGGACAACCCACGUAAGUCCAAAACCUGGGACAUCUACAAGGAGGACUUUGGUGUGACCGUGUCUUUCAGUGACCCUGCACUUAUGUAGCAGACGACACUUGCUUGUGUAUCUCAACUAAAACCCUUAAGCCCUGCACAAGGUCUAAAUCUUUGCUCUAAUGUAGGUUUUCACACACUUAUAAAAGGUGAGUGAUGUUUAGGGAUUGGAUUCGGGCAUAUUGUGCCCCUAAAGCUAUAGCUAUAGCUAUAUAACCUCAACUUUAUGUCCAUCCCCCAUCUUCACUGUAAGAGCUUUUUACUCAGCCGUGCAUACAUCACAAUAUUAUGCAUUUGUUUGUCAAAUGUUUUUUUGUCUUUAAAUGAAGACAAAUGUUUGUGUCAGUUUAGCAUAUUAUGGUUCCAAAAUGUAAAUCUUACUCUUUAAGCUUGAGUGUACAUCAAAUAAAGCAAUCGAGGCUGCCACUGUGAAAUGGUCAAUGGUUAUGUGUGCAGAAACAUUUUUUUGUAGUACACAUGUAUUGAAAUAAAUACUAAUGUCUCUGUAA
Astyanax mexicanus (Mexican tetra) is the source of this 2054-nucleotide messenger RNA. RefSeq names its product phosphatidylinositol 3,4,5-trisphosphate 3-phosphatase TPTE2-like. Lineage: Eukaryota; Metazoa; Chordata; Actinopteri; Characiformes; Acestrorhamphidae. Gene Ontology annotation, cellular component: cytosol. The transcript is spliced from 7 exons. Gene Ontology annotation, molecular function: phosphatidylinositol-3,4,5-trisphosphate 3-phosphatase activity. The record is from RefSeq and is a predicted model, not a curated record. The coding region runs from base 1130 to 1597 and encodes 155 amino acids. Gene Ontology annotation, biological process: dephosphorylation.